AUGGACUCUCACAACUCUGAAGAAUCUGCCAGCCUGAAUCGACAUGAGACGGUUGACGGGAGUGAUGACAUUAUUGACGGUUUACCUUGGGUUAAUAAACGUCGAAGAUCUCUGCCACCAACGGAUAGCGGCAUUAUCCCCUCCAUAGAUGGAGCGGCAGAUCGCUGGGGGAAGCGUAGGAAAUUACCGGUAGCAGCUAUUUUCAUCCAUGCUGGAGCCGGCUACCACAGCACCGUUAACGAGAGGAUCCACCUAGAGGCAUGCAGCGAGGCUGCUCGCUUGAGUAUAAAGCUUCUACGAGCAGGAAAUUCGGCCAUUGACGCUGUCGAGGCUGCAAUCAAAGUCCUCGAGGACAAAGAGAUCACCAACGCUGGCUACGGCAGCAACCUCGCAAUCGACGGAACGGUAGAAUGCGAUGCUACGCUUGUUGAUCACCUUGGUCGAAGCGGUGCUUGUGGUGCUGUUCCAAACAUCAAAAAUCCGAUUACUUUAGCCAAGGUCAUCCUCGAGUAUAGCAGCAAGCCCCUCUCUUUACGCCGCGUCCCACCAAAUUUACUUAUCGGAGAUGGCGCCAAAGAGUUUGCUCAGGAGUCGGGUAUGACAUUAAUUCCCAACGAAUAUCUUGUGUCGAGAAAUGCCCGAGACCGUUAUAUCAGAUGGCAGGAAGAUCUGAGACGGGCUGAGGGCAAAGAAUCUCCAACUCUAGAAUCCGGUGGUUACGAUCGAAUCGUCGCCAGCGACUAUGAUACUGAACUUCGCCACCGGGACCAUACGAACGCUAUAUUGACUGGAACUUGGAAUGAAGGUCAGCCGGACUCGCCAGCAUCGCCUUCACCAUGGGAGAGCGGUCCUCCUUCGCAUACUCACUCGCCCGUACUGAUAAGAGUCAGUGGAGCGCCGCAAGUCUCACCUGGUAGCUCAGUCGACCACAAUCCGCUUAAUUACCUAGGCUCGGCUCUCUCUAGCUCGAAGAAUUCAUCUGGAAAGUUAGCAUCGCCAGCCCCGAAUCGCCCACGGUUCAUCUCCGGGCCGAGUAACGAAUCCCUGAAGCCACUCUCUCGCGCAUCGACGCCUAAUAAUACGACUGGAGCAGCACGUCAUGAUGGUGCUGAUUUCAACCUCUUCUCAGAGCCUCUCUUAUCUCCAACUAGAAGGGCUUUCAAUACCGUAGUGCCGUUGGUGAAAGUAGAUAAGCCAUCAUCAAACCGGGCUACCAACGGUUGCGAGAAUCAUGACGAUGGCACCGAUAAGAUCACUGACACAGUGGGUGCGAUCGCAAUUGAUCAGAAUGGGAAGAUUGCGGCUGGCUCAUCUUCGGGUGGCAUUGGCAUGAAACAUCGAGGACGAAUUGGCCCGGCAGCCUUGGUGGGCAUCGGAACAGCCAUCAUCCCAGCUGACGAGCAGGAUCAGGACGGUAUGGCCGUCGCCGCUGUGACGAGCGGCACUGGAGAACAUAUGGCCACUACGAUGGCAUCCCAGAAGUGCGCAGAACGCAUAUUUCAAGGUACACGCCGAGGAGCGGGCGGAAAAGACGUGCCCGAAGACGAUGAGAGCGCCAUUCUCCAAGGCUUUAUCGCCAAUGACUUCCAGGAACACCCAGGUGUCAAAUAUUCCUCCUCGGCUGGUGCCAUCGGUGUCAUGGCCGUAAAGAAGAGUCCUAUGGGGUAUUACUUGUAUUUUGCACACAACACCGAUUCGUUUGCCUUAGCUUCAAUGGGAUCCAACGACCGCGAACCGUCUUGCGUCAUGUCGCGCGUCAACGAAGGAAGUUCUGGUAUUGCUCAAGGAGCUAGGAAAAUUCGCUUAUGA
Molecule: messenger RNA, 1809 nt
Organism: Annulohypoxylon truncatum
Lineage: Eukaryota; Fungi; Ascomycota; Sordariomycetes; Xylariales; Hypoxylaceae
Product: N-terminal nucleophile aminohydrolase
Exons: 3
Coding region: 1-1809 (602 amino acids)
Biological process (GO): protein maturation
Molecular function (GO): threonine-type endopeptidase activity
Source: RefSeq, a predicted model, not a curated record